CAAUAGGGAUUUUAUUCGAUGCUGUUUUUGUAACAUAUCCAGAUAGUUUGUUGCGGAUUUAAGGUAACUAUUCAUCAGUUAUAAUUUGUUAAUUGUUAUUGUGAUUUUAAUAGUGAAGUAAAUGUAGUGGUAUUCCUGUUUUUUCUCUGCAAAUACUAAUGAAGGAGUUAUAGGCUAUUGAAUGGUUUUAUACUACAGUGUGCUACUCACAUCUCAGCACCUAUCCUGUUCUAUAGGGCCAUAAAACAGUUCGACGCUGUAAAACGAGCUCCUGCUAUUGCUGCAACCAAAUAACUCUCAAAACGCUUGAAUUUACAUUAGCGCAUUUGUACGGUGCUACUUAUUUAUUGUUGCCACCAAGCUCAGUCUGACUGUAAUUUAUAGCGAGUUUUAAGUUAGAUAUGGCGGCAUGUGUGUGUUGGUGUGGUCGUCAAAAGUAAUAAUAUAAUACUGCUGUACUUUGAUGGCGGUUACCACUCCGGUUUUUAAUCAAGAACUUACAUGAUUCUGACACCAUAAAUUUGCAGUCGUGCAUUGAGUGGACAGCAGCAUGAAAGAGGACACAAAGCAGAACCUCCUCACAUCCAACUGGAAAGAUAUUUCAAAGUGGCUGCCAGGAGCAAAUUAGUUGUGUCGCCCCAGUGGCUCCUGAUUAGUACAAUAAGGAAACUCGCUACCAUGCCGUUUGUCCCGCAGCAUUCAACACCCAUACCUGUUUGUAAUAUAAUAACAGCCUCCAGGUUUGCAAUCAAUUGGACGACAAUUUAGUGGCUAAAGUGCUGGCUGUAGUUUAGACAAGUGUAAAGACCGUGGUAAAAUACAGUCGAAGUCAACUCCGUAUGUGUGUGUCCUUGUAGCCCAGGGUGCGGUGUUAGUAUGUGAGGACAUUCUUGAAGGUUUAAUGCACACACAAAUACAGCAUGCACACAUUUAAGAAAGAAAAAGUGUUUGCAUGUAGGCUAUAAGCAUUUGCAGAAAGAAAAUCCCGAAAUUGUAGGAAUGUCUUAUUGGAGAGCAAUGCUGCGUUCGUGUUUCCAUGAGAGAAACAGACCUGGAUAAACAGUAAACAUUUUGUGUGGAAGCAGAAAGGUAUGCAUGCUCAGCGAAAGCUUUCCAUUUUUUAAAUAGCCCUUUUGUCUUAAUACUCAUUAUAGGCCUAUACAAAUGUAGGGCUAAUAAUCCCAUUAAACUCUAUUACAUAUUCCUGAAUUGCCCACCUCUCACUUCUGUGUCAUAAUACUGUAUGUACUGCACAAUUGCGUGUGAUUGUUGCAGGCUCAAAUCUUCUGUCAUUAUGUCCAUUCUAUACUGGCAGAACUAUCAAAUCACAAACUCAUGUUAUUAAGUCUGUGGCAUCAUAAUACACAUUUCCCCACAUUGUUCGGUCAGUGACAUCACACUACUCUUGCUGCUAUGGCGCAACACAAUACUGACUGUCACAUCUGUGACACCACAAUGCUCAUUAUGUUAUUCUGUCAGGUGUGUGAUAUUCCAACAAGUCUAUUGUUCCCAUUAUCAUUUCAGGUCAAUGACAUCAUAAUGCAUAUUUUUGGUAUACCAGCCAUAAGGCAUCACAAUGUUCUCUGCACCUAUUGUGAAAUUUAACCAUUAUCUAGAGCUCAGUGCUCCUUGCUAAGUUGUACACAUAUAAUUUGUUUUUAUGUGCAUGACUUUUUUGUGCUGGGCUGAGUUGGAGGUAGCCUGCAGGCAAGGUGUGAAUGUGUCAUAAAGUUUUUUUUUUUUUGCGUGAGUUUGUGAGGUGGACCAUACAUUAGGUGUGGUUAUUAAUGUGUCCCCACAUGAGGCAGAAUGUGUGUGUGUGUGAAAAUAAUAUCCUUAAUAAUCCUUUAUUUCAGCAUGUUCGUGUUCUUGGGUGAAGAACUUAAUUCCUCAAAAUGUAAUUUUUUCAGGAACUACAUAAAACUUUUACCUUACUUGUGCCAUGCCAGUUUAUAGUUUAUAGUUAUGAGUUUUCAAAGGAUUUCGUGAGCUCAAUGUGUUCUCCACACCCAUGAGACCACGUUAUCCUUCCGUGUAUCCUCAAUUAAUAUAAAAGUCACAAAAACUGAAGAGGCAAGUUUUUCAUCCAACAUCAGCGAUCUGUAGCUACGAUUGGCCACAUUUCUUUCGUAAAUGUGGGUAAUGUUGGGGAUAGAAAAUGACCACAAAGACACUGGUUAUUUCAAAUAUUUAUUUUACUUACAUCAGUGCAUCACAGUCAAGGAAAGGUUCUGUCUCAUCUUGAAACAUCGCUGUACAUAUGCAAAUGAAGACAAAUAUUCAAAGACAUACAUUGAUAAUAUAUCUUGCCCUUGCCUUUGAAAAUGAGUCUGAACUGAACACACAGACACACAGACACACAGACAGACAGGCACACGUGCACGUCUCGCUUAAACCAGACUAUAGGACACAAGCACACCCUCAUAUCUGUGGUUAAUUAUUUCAACGAACUUUUUAAACUGCAUGGCUAAACGCAUGCCAUGGAGUAGGCUAUCUGAGUUUUGAAAUGUUUGCUAGACAUCUGUUGGUAAGUUGCUAAGCUAAUGACAGGCCUGAUUCACUUUCUGCUCAAGACAGUCCAAUCCUUUCAAGAGCAAAAUGCUGAUGAGACAUAGUUUUGUGGCAGUCCUAAAACGUUAGGCGUAUUUGUUACAUUACUAUGGCCUCACUGAAAAGUGUGUUUUCUGUGUUUUUAAUUAUAUAUAUCACACAUCUAGAAAAUAUGGAAUUAGUUGCAUAAGCUUUAUGUUUUUUUAAAAAAAAAACCCAACCCUAACCGUGUUCGACUUUAUGCAAUUAAUUUUGUAUUAAACCUCUGUAUUAACAUUUUGUGUUCAAACUAUAGCGAGAAUCAUCAGCGCUGGACGUUUCUGCAGCAGUGUGUUGCAGCAAAAGUAUCUGCGGGUUUGUUUGGACUGAAUAAAUGUCCUAAAGCGUACUUUUUGCAGUACAGAAAACACAGGCCUAACGUAACACAACACCACUAAUCGAAGAAACGGGGAUUUAUUUUAACUGAACACAAGAUACGGAGUGAGAAAAUAAAUGUAUCGCAGAUUAACACUGGGCUGUUCAAUUCAAACACCAUUGUGAACGUUUUGUCUCUAUCCAGUAGGUUAAAGAGAUUUCACAAUAACGUUAGUGUUGUCAUGUUUUUUUUAAUUUAUUUACAUGUUUUAAAUGAUGUGUUUUCGAAGUCAGUUUGAGUAACAAAGAGGUAACCUGCUCAUUUUUUCCUAUUUACUGGAUUGUGUUUCGCAAUAUAAGCUCCCAUCUAAAUGUGGUUGGCUGGUUUCGGCUGCAGCACACUGUUUGUUUACGUUAAGUUUUCACCUGAACGGGACAAAUGUAAACUCUUACGGUAACAACAUCUGAAUAGAUUUGAGGAGAAAGGGUGAAUUGAGACUAAUCAACCUUUUUUUGUAAAAAAAAAGAAAAAUAAUUAUUUUUUUUAUUUAGGCCUCUCUGCAUAAAUAGCUAUACGUGCAAAAUCCGCAUUCAUGUUGAUGAGAGAGCCAUACUUAAUUCACAUACCAGCUCUUCUGGCCCACAGCGAUUCUGAGAAUGAAAACAUUAACAAAAACAAACAAGUCAGUAAGACUGUUCAGUUCAGAUCUAUAUUGAAAGCAACAAGAAACAUCCUGAAAAUAAUACAGGAUUGUGUAUAACAAUAGCUCAGGUAUUCCAUGAGUUAUUUAUUAGGCUGUAAAAUGUUUUGUGUCAACAGUAACGAAAAACUAAACAAAAAAAAGACAGAAAUAAAGAAGAAGAACCAUUACGCUUGACGUAAUUCUGUAUGGGUUUCCUUUUACACCACAAUAAUAAAUAUCUGUUAUAGGCCCAUCAUCCACUAGCGUACAAAUUCCACCGUCUAGUUAAUAUUUUGUAGCCCAUUUCAAGAAAAGAACCAGUUAAACAGCUAAGUGCGGCUUCACGAGUUAGCCCAAUCUAGUUAAAGUUCACUAAUUGGUGUAAUAAGAUCUAAUAUGUUUGCUUUUUAACGAAUUCUGGUGUAAUUCUGUUGGAGUAGUGAAGUCAUAUGAAGAAAAAUAUUUGACCCUCAAUAAAAAAAAGACCAGGCCGAGGUAUAAGGUUUUCGUAAUUAAUGCAUGAAAUGUCUUACUGUCAGUCUACAAAAGGAUGUCAGUAAAAUGCAUUUCGGACCAUAUCACAAUCUUAAAUUUAGCAGGUCAACUGCAAAAGCCAACAUUUAAUUUACUGUAAUUCUUAGGCUACUUCACAACAGCAAGGGUUAAAACCUAGUCUGCAGUUUGACGAUUUAUUUUCAGUUUAAAAUUCAUAAAGAAGUUCGCAUUUCUGCUCUGGUUAUUCUUUUGAAUAACACACCUGCGUGCAGCUUACCUUGCUAAAUCGGUGGCCACAACAAAGCAAAUCGAUGAAAACAAACAAAAAGAACUGACACAAAAUGCACUCUUUCUUAUGACAAAUCUUCGAUGGCUUCAUCUCCAUAGCACCGGCUCCAGGACGAAAAGGAAAUCACACCUUGACUAAAUACAUUUUCUUUCAAAGAUCUGACGUUCUGGAUUAAACAGGAUUUAAAUACUCAAAAGCCACGUAGUAAGCGCCUUUAAAAAAAUUCCUGCAGCAGCAGCCGUCCUUUGUUCCCUCUGGUGUGGACCUGCUGUCCUGGCCAGCAGAUGGUCGCUAGGUGGCGCUCUUGCUCCAUCCAAAACCCUCCAGGUUUCCCAACUUGACCGCGCUGACGUCACGUCAGUCUGGAGCAUCAAGGCCACUUCCACGCCGCUAUUGGUCUGAAAAUCACAUGACAUGUCUCCCAGCAUCCAUAAUUAUGUUACUGAUAUUUUUGCACCCCCCUCCAAAAGAUGUCAGCAUCCUACUGUCCUUAUUCUCCUGCAGUAAUCCCGUAGUUGAGAGCAGUGGAACACACCAAACGACUAUUGUGUUGCUAAAUGCAAAAAUGUCAUGUCCGAAUAACAUAGCGCCCGGUAACUUCCUGAUGGAUUCCUUAAUGGGAGGAUCAUCUUCCUUCAGGGGUGAGGGUUAUUCCGGCAACCCCGGAAUGUACAUCCACACAGCUGCAGAGUACGGAUAUUCAGUGAUGAGAAACAUUGGGAAGGUAGGACCAUCUCCACUCUCCAAAAGAGACGAGGUUCCUCCAGGCUGUCUGCCGCUCAGCGGCUUCCAGGAUGCUCCCUACCUGUCAACACAGCUGGCCACAUGGACCCCAGGCUCCAAAUCCAGUAGGGACGAACAACCUGUUGCCCAGUGUUUACAACCCUGCUCGUUUCCAGCGGGCAACGUCAAAGAGGAGGCGUUUUGUUGCCUCUAUCAGGAUGACAGCAAUAAGGGAAAACAGACAACAGAGUCGGCUACUUACAUCCGGCUUGGGGACAAUAGCUGCCGGCCUGAGCAAACUGCCGCCUCGUCCAGCGGCUGUUUCCAGGUGUACAACGGAGAGAGGCCGCAGCAGGACGACCAGCAGUUCCCCUCCGGCUUCUCUCUGACCCACUUGGCGACAUCUGUUGAAUCAGCAUCAGAAUCGACAAUAAGUUGCAGCAAAUCGGCGCAGGAGACAGCGAGAGAGGUUUCAAAGACAGAUGAGAGUCAGAGCAGGAAGGAAGAGAAGGCCAAGAGUGACAGCUGUUCAGAUAACUCGGACGGGGAAUUAAAAGAUGAUUUAUCCGCGGAAAAGACAACUGGAAGCUGGUUAAAAGCCAAAAGUGGAAGGAAGAAGCGGUGUCCCUACACAAAGCACCAGACGCUGGAGCUGGAGAAGGAGUUCUUGUUCAACAUGUAUCUGUCUCGGGAGCGCCGCCUGGAGAUCAGCCGGAGUAUCAACCUGACCGACAGACAGGUCAAGAUCUGGUUCCAAAACAGACGCAUGAAGCUCAAGAAGCUCAACAGGGAGAGCAGAGAAAGAGGGCAGAGUGUAGUUUAUAACUACUCCUGAAGAGAUUUUUCCCAACACGUACAUUCACAUUCACACAUACACUCAUACACAUACACACGCACAUACACACGCUCACACAUGCACAUGCAUAGACAUGACAGGCGCAGAUAUAGACAGACAUGCAUGUGUCAUCUUAUAAUGCAUUCAAUUAUCAUUAAUCAAUUUUCUCUUUAUACGCACAUACACACACUCACAUAGACGUACACACAGCGUGCCUUCCUAUAUGAACUACAAAACGCUGAGACCUGCAGACUAGACUUGAGUUCCAGGUGAACACUUGCAGCAGCGCUGGAACAGUGAGGUGCUAUAUUACCUUGCAGUGAUAAUUAUAAUAUAACAUGAACCGAACUUAAGGAAGAGGCAAUCUCAAGCAGUCUAUAAAUAACUCGUGGCAUGCAAGCUGUUUCACUUUGCUAUAAUGAAUGUUUUGCCACUUGUGCAGCUUCUUCGUUGGUGUCUGUUGCUGUGGCAUAUUCGUGCAGUGUAAUGUGCAUGCACAAGACGAUAUUAAGCUAUGUCAUGGCAAACGAGU
Molecule: messenger RNA, 6461 nt
Organism: Siniperca chuatsi (mandarin fish)
Lineage: Eukaryota; Metazoa; Chordata; Actinopteri; Centrarchiformes; Sinipercidae
Product: homeobox protein Hox-C10a-like
Exons: 2
Coding region: 4781-5929 (382 amino acids)
Biological process (GO): regulation of transcription by RNA polymerase II
Cellular component (GO): nucleus
Molecular function (GO): RNA polymerase II cis-regulatory region sequence-specific DNA binding; DNA-binding transcription factor activity, RNA polymerase II-specific
Source: RefSeq, a predicted model, not a curated record